Molecule: messenger RNA, 1685 nt
Organism: Etheostoma spectabile (orangethroat darter)
Lineage: Eukaryota; Metazoa; Chordata; Actinopteri; Perciformes; Percidae
Gene: ccdc169
Product: coiled-coil domain containing 169
Exons: 8
Coding region: 144-791 (215 amino acids)
Source: RefSeq, a predicted model, not a curated record
CCGAGGAAGAGGUUUUAUUUUUUAAACCUCCCGCUAAUCUGGACCGUGAUGUCCGAGGCCACCUGAACGAGCCGGAAAGAGCGGUCUCCAUGGACACCUCGAGGCACAAACUUCUCUUCAGUUGAUGUCAGUUUUUCACAAACAUGAAUGGAGAUAGCGACUACAGCAAAUACGAUUUGGCCCGCCUGCAGGAAGAACUGGAGCAAGAGAGGGAAAUGAAAGAAAUGCUUGAGGAGUCUGUGUCUGAUCUGCGGAGCACCAUGUGUGAACUGCAAGAAAGACUGCACAGUGUUGAUGGUGAAGGAAAUGAGUGGAAGACAAGGUAUGAGACACAGACUGAGCUAAAUGGACAGUUGGACAGACAGAUGUCACUCAUUCAUGAGAGACUGGAGGACCUACGAGGGAACCCCAUGGAUCGAUUGGCCUCCAUCCGAAUUUAUGAUGACAUGCUGGUAGAAACAUUGAGACAGCGUCUGAAGCUCCUGACUGAAGAGAAGUCCGACCUCCAGAGUCAGCUGAUGGACUGUCGCAGCAGAAUUGAACAGGAAGGAAAGGCAUUUCAUAAAACCAAUGAUGAGAGGCGGGCAUACCUUUCAGAAAUUGCUAAGCUGUCCUCCACCUGUGAAGCCCAACAAAAGCAGUACUCCGCCCAACCACAGAGGGCACCCAAGAGCAAACAGAGGAGGUCAGUGAGGCACACACUUACAGAGAGAAGCAGACCAGCAGGAAGGCAGAGGCCGAUUCUAAGAAAGAAAAAGAGAGAGACGAAGAUGGAGGAGGAGUGUGUUUGAAAGUAAGAGGUGGUGGUGGUGGUGGUGGAGCAACAGCAGAGAGAAGAGAAGAGAAGAAAUCUCAGAGGGGGAUCUCGUUACCCAGCCUAAAGGACUACCUAAAACACAAUCCCUAACCCAGACCAUGGCAUUAUUAUUUCCUUACACGUUUCUUCGUCUCAAACGAGUAGCUAUAAGGAGAAAUAUUAAAGAGAGAGGAAUAUUACAGGCUUUGAGUGCAGUCAGGUUGUCUCCUAAUGUGAGAAGCCUGCUGAGUCUGACAUUUCUUGUCUCUGCAAUUUUUUGUAAAAACACCUCCUAUGACUUGAUUACGUAAGCAACAUCCACCACUGUCCCCGCAUGUACUUCCCACCCAGUGACCGCCUUUACAAAUGUAGGUGUAAGAUAACUGAAUGCAGUAGUAAAUAGGAACAUUGCCAGAAGCUGUUUGUGUGUGUGAAGAACUGUGGAGGAUGGGUUCAGUUCUUGUCAGCAUCAGAACAUUUAAUUAAAAUGUUAUUUAAUACCAAAGACAUGGUCUCAUAGGCAAAUGACAUCAUAUUAAUUAGCUCAUGGAUUGUGACCUAAAAUUAGGUUUUGAGACAAAGAGGUCAUAGAAUAAUUCAUAAAGGUAAAUUAUGCAUUACCUACUCUGAAACUAUAUUUCCAAGGCUGGCAUGGCAGUGUGUUGUAGUGACAAGAGAACUGGUCUUUAACUCGAGGGGCAAUGAUCAAGCCCCGGUGUCAACAAACCUCACACCAGCUGAACUGUCCUAUAGCAUGACACUGAAUGCUCAACACCCUUCAACUUGCUGGGAGGACAAUGUCCUUACAUUAAUUAAUGGAAAUGUAUUUUUAGUGGCCAAUAUGGGUUUAAAAGUAUGAGUCCACCAAGAUCACUUCAAUGUGAUGAUU